Chinchilla lanigera (long-tailed chinchilla) is the source of this 4265-nucleotide messenger RNA. RefSeq names its product MORC family CW-type zinc finger 3 (gene Morc3). The transcript is spliced from 17 exons. The coding region runs from base 161 to 2983 and encodes 940 amino acids. The record is from RefSeq and is a predicted model, not a curated record. Gene Ontology annotation, molecular function: ATP hydrolysis activity; zinc ion binding. Gene Ontology annotation, cellular component: nucleus; PML body. NCBI's taxonomy places the organism in Eukaryota, Metazoa, Chordata, Mammalia, Rodentia, Chinchillidae.
CCCUAGGCCUGCAAGUCACUGCCUGGAGGCGGAAACAAGUGGGCGGGGCACCGUAGCCCCGCCCCGGAAGUAGGCGGAACACCGCGCCCCCUAAAGUCGCCCCGCAGUCUUCCAGUCGGAUUGCGGCCGGGGCCGGUCCUGGCUUUGUAGCUCGCUCAAGAUGGCGGCGCAGCCACCCAGCGGGAUCCGCCUCAGCGCGCUUUGCCCGAAGUUUUUACACACAAAUUCUACUAGUCAUACCUGGCCGUUCAGUGCAGUUGCUGAAUUAAUAGAUAAUGCUUAUGAUCCUGAUGUGAAUGCUAAACAGAUAUGGAUUGACAAAACAGUGAUAAAUGACCAGAUAUGCUUGACAUUUACUGAUAAUGGGAACGGGAUGACAUCAGAUAAGUUGCACAAAAUGCUCAGCUUUGGCUUCAGUGACAAAGUUACCAUGAAUGGUCAUGUCCCAGUCGGAUUGUAUGGGAAUGGCUUCAAGUCGGGCUCUAUGCGCUUGGGUAAAGAUGCAAUUGUUUUUACCAAAAACGGAGAAAGUAUGAGUGUGGGCUUCUUAUCGCAGACCUACUUGGAAGUCAUCAAAGCAGAACAUGUGGUUGUCCCAAUCGUCGCAUUCAACAAGCAUCGGCAGAUGAUUAAUUUAACAGAAUCAAAAGCGAGCCUUGCUGCAAUUCUAGAACAUUCUCUGUUUCUGACGGAACAAAAGCUUCUGGCAGAACUUGAUGCGAUUAUGGGUAAGAAGGGGACACGGAUCAUCAUUUGGAAUCUUAGAAGCUACAAAAAUGCAACAGAGUUUGAUUUUGAAAAGGAUAAAUAUGACAUCAGAAUUCCUGAGGAUUUAGAUGAGACCACAGGGAAGAAAGGGUACAAGAAGCAAGAAAGGAUAGACCAGAUUGCCCCUGAGAGUGACUAUUCCCUGAGGGCUUAUUGCAGUAUAUUAUAUCUAAAGCCAAGAAUGCAGAUCAUCUUGCGUGGACAGAAAGUGAAGACACAGCUAGUUUCAAAGAGUCUUGCCUACAUUGAACGUGAUGUUUAUCGACCUAAAUUUUUAACUAAAACAGUGAGAAUUACUUUUGGAUUCAACUGCAGAAAUAAAGAUCAUUAUGGGAUAAUGAUGUAUCACAGAAAUAGACUCAUCAAAGCUUACGAAAAAGUUGGAUGUCAGCUAAGGGCAAACAACAUGGGUGUUGGAGUAGUUGGAAUUAUAGAGUGUAAUUUCCUGAAGCCAACUCAUAAUAAGCAAGAUUUUGACUACACUAACGAGUACAGGCUUACGAUUACAGCACUAGGAGAAAAACUGAAUGAUUACUGGAAUGAAAUGAAAGUGAAGAAGAAUGCAGAGUACCCUCUGAAUUUGCCAGUUGAAGAUAUACAGAAGCGUCCUGAUCAAACAUGGGUUCAGUGUGAUUCCUGUCUAAAGUGGCGAAAAUUACCAGAUGGGAUUGAUCAACUUCCAGAAAAAUGGUAUUGCUCCAAUAACCCUGACCCACAGUUCAGAAACUGUGAUGUUCCUGAAGAACCUGAAGAUGAAGAUUUGGUACAUCCCACAUACGAGAAAACCUACAAAAAGAACAACAAGGAAAAAUUCAGGAUCAAACAGCCAGAAGUGAUUCCUCGGAUCAAUGCCGAGCUGUUGCAUAGGACAACUUCCAUGCCAAGUCAGAGCUUUUCUCCUGCAAAAGAAAGUGUUCCAAGAGCACAUCUUACAGAAGCAGUGAAUUCUUACCCAACAAGACUUCUGAAUAAUCACCGCAUUUCACCCCAGUCCGACCCUGAGAACAGCAACCUGAAACGGAGACUUCCUAUUCGUUCCUCAAUUUUGAAUGCAAAGAAUCGGAGAUUAAGUAAUCAAACAUUUGAAAAUUCUUUCAAAAAUGAUGAUGAUGAUGAUGAAGAUGUCAUCAUCUUAGAAGAAAACAGUACUCCUAAACCUGCCGUGGACCCUGAUGUGGAAGCCAUACCGGAGCAGAGUCACUUUAAACAGAGUGGCAUCCAAGUUGAGAUUGUGGACGACGCUGAGCCUUGUGGCCAGACUAGUUCCACAAGCACCUGCUCGUCCCGGUGUGACCAGGGCACUGCUGCAGCCACCCAGACCGAACCACCAAGUUUAAUUGUUAAAAAGGAAGAAAGUAUUGAGGAUGAGAUAGACGUAAGAAACGACACAGUGAUGCUGCCUGUCUCUGUGGAUGCCGGUGCGCAGAUACAGGACACCCAGGAAACCUUUGACAAGUCUGUGGAGAGCGCUGGCUGCCAGUUACAAGUACUGAGAAAUGAACUCCUUCUAGUCUCCCAAGAAAAAGACAGCUAUAGGAGACAGUGUCACAUGUUUACUGACCAAAUCAAAGUAUUACAGGAGAAGAUCCUAGAAAUGAAUGACAGAUACGUCAAGAAGGAGCUUUGCCAUCAAUCUACUGAAACUGAUGCUGUAUUUUUACUUGAAAGUAUUAAUGGCAAAUCUGAAAGCCCAGACCACAUCGUCUCUCAGUAUCAGCAGGCUUUGGAAGAAAUAGAAAGGCUGACAAAGCAGUGUAGUGCUUUGCAACACGUGAAGGCCGAAUGUAGUCAGUGUUCCAGUCUUGAGAGUAAAAGGGACAUGGACGAAAUGGCUCUGCAGCUUGACGAUGUGUUUAGACAGCUGGACAGGUGCACUGUUGAGAGGGACAAGUACAAAAGCGAGGUUGCAUUAUUGGAAGCGGAAAAAUCACAAAUUCAUUCCCAGUGUGAACAACUCAAAACAGAAAUUGCACAGUUAAAAUCCUCAAGGCAACAGAUAGGAGCAGAUGUUUCAACUUCAAGUAACGUUGAGGAGCCUGUAAAUUACUUGGAUGGGGAAAGCCUCAAGCUUCGGUCUCUUCGCGUUAACGUGGGACAGCUGUUGACUAUGAUUGUGCCGGAUCUUGACCUUCAGCAAGUGAACUAUGAUGUUGAUGUGGUCGAUGAGAUCUUAGGACAGGUUGUGGAACAAAUGAGUGAAAUCAGUAGUACAUAAAGUAGGUUUCAUGUGAAAUAAUACAACAUGUGCCAAGUUCUUUCACAUGUACCGCUUCCCCAAUGUCAGCAGUCUUGUUUUACAGAGAAGAUGGCAGACUGCAGAACCCUAAUCUUUACUGUACUCUAUGCACAAGUGAAAUAAAUACCUACGAAUGGUUGUAUUGAUCAGCUGAAUGGCUAACUUAUGAUUGUGUGUUGAAUGUAAAUAUUUGUAAUUAAGCCUACACAUAUUUUUUUAUUGCUCUAAAGUACUUCAGUGUUUUUCACCAAGAGCUUUUCAGGUUGUCCCUAAGCUUGGUGCAGUUUAUUUUCUGGUUCCCAAAAAAGUAUUUUUCUCUGACUUGAUGGCCAUCCUGUAAUACAAACACAGAACAUUACUACCUUUGAUUUUCUUAAAAAAGGAAUGUAGGAUUUUUAAAUGAUGAUGUCCCUGAUAAGUAUGUGCUUAAGAGGGGUUUGAGCAUUAAUGUUUCUUUUCUCUAAACGUCUGUCUCCUGAAAUAUUUAAAAUAUGGUAAGAAAAAUAGACUCCAUGUUUGCCAGGAUUUUUCUUGUGCUGAGAUUGCCAACAGGUUUAAACACAAACUUGUUUUUAUAGGAUAAAGAAACAAUCUUUAGUAUAAAGUACUGAGAAUAUUAAAUGAUCACCAAGUUUACUUUGAAGCCCAUUUUUGGCUGUUUAUUCAGCAGGGAGUGGGCACUAUAAUUAUUUAAUAUUUCUUUUUGUGAAAUUCCUGUACAGCCUUUUGUAGGAUUUCUGUAGAUUAAUGUGAGUUGAGGAAGACAGUCUUUCUCAAACAAUACUGCAUACCUUUGAUUACACCACAAACCUAAAUGUUUUAUAUCCUGGAGCUGAGGGGCACACUGCCCUAGCGUUAUAGUAUUACAUGGCAGAAGAUAGGUUUUAUUGGUUCCAUGUUUGUGCAAUCCUAAAGAGAUGACUUUCUAUUAAAUAUCUAACUGUAUAUAAUUAAGAACCAUAUUUUCCACAAGUAAAAUAUGCAUUAUUUUUUCCAAAGGUUUAUCAUUGCUAUUUAUUUUUACUUUUGUUUCUGAGAAUUCAGUACAUACUCAUUUUGCAUGUUUGUUUAAUUACAUGUACAUCAUAUAGAAUGAAUUUUUAAUGUAUAAUAUCUUGUGGAAGGAGAAAAUAAAUGGAAAUUGUUUUUAUUUGCUUGAUAAGUAAUUGAAAGUGUAUUUUUGGUAUGAAGCUGGGAUUCUGUCAUACUUGUAAUUCCUCAAAUUUUAAAGUACCUUGUAAUAAAAAUAUAUGAUGGCUAA